Cyclopterus lumpus (lumpfish) is the source of this 4205-nucleotide messenger RNA. Its product is annotated as integrin alpha-X-like. Gene Ontology annotation, biological process: integrin-mediated signaling pathway; cell adhesion mediated by integrin; cell-matrix adhesion. Lineage: Eukaryota; Metazoa; Chordata; Actinopteri; Perciformes; Cyclopteridae. The transcript is spliced from 30 exons. Gene Ontology annotation, cellular component: integrin complex; external side of plasma membrane. The coding region runs from base 143 to 3547 and encodes 1134 amino acids. Gene Ontology annotation, molecular function: integrin binding. The record is from RefSeq and is a predicted model, not a curated record.
UGUAGCUGUCACCUUGUGAUUUCUGCAUGUUGCUUUCUUCACAGUUUCAUUGGUGAAGAAGGACACCAGAAAGUACAAUAGUUUCAAAAUAAAUGCAUCUGACCUCCUUCAUGCUGUCAGUAUUUUAGACUGAAGUAACACAAUGGACUGGAGAAUUACUACAACAGUGUUCUUGUCAGUGUUAAAAGCUGCACUUUGUUUUAACAUCGACCCCGUGGCUUGGAAGACCCUGACUAAGCCUGCUGCAGGUUUUGGGUACCAGGUGGUGCAGAGGCGAUCCGACUUGCUGGUCAGUGCUCCUCUUGCACAGUAUUCACAAGGAAGAAGAGGAAAAAUAUAUAAAUGCUCCACCGAAUCAUGCAGUGAACUAUUGGUUCCCAUGGUGGACUUUGCAGUGAACAUGUCUCUUGGUUUGACAAUGGCAAGUGAUCCCUCCACACAAAACACAUUGGCAUGUGGUCCAACCAUCCCAAAGGACUGCAACAGUAUCACCAUGUACAGUGGUACAUGCUUACAGAUAGACAGAUCUGAUCGAGUUACAGGUCCUAUACCGUCUUCUAAUGGAGAGUGCCGAUCAGCAGACAUUGCAUUUUUGUUGGAUGGCUCUGGCAGUGUGUCAGAAAAUGAAUUUAACAUAAUGAAGAUUUUUGUAAAAGAUCUGGUCCGCUCACUCCUGCCUCUAGGCACAAAGUUUGCCAUUGCCCAAUUCUCAGGAUUUCCCCAAGUCCAUUUUUACUUCAAUAAUUUUCUCUCUGGAACUGGAUCAUGGGAAGCUAAAGUUGAUAACAUUAAACAACAAAGACAAUCAACUUUCACAGCUAAAGCCAUCAAAUAUGUGGUCACAGAAAUUUUCACACCACAAAACGGUGCCAGGUCAAAUGUGAAGAAAGUCUUGGUAGUCAUAACCGAUGGAGAGUCUAACGACCGGGGAGAAUUGCAAUCUGCAGCGAAUUUAGCAGAGAAGGCAAAUAUUGUUCGAUUUGCUAUUGGAGUGGGGGGUGCAUUUAACAAUGUUAAUGCAAAAAAUGAACUGGACACCAUUGCAUCUUCUCCCCAAGAAAACGUAUUUCGAGUGGGGAGUUUUGACGCACUUGAACAAAUAAGGAAAAGUUUGCAGGCCAAACUCUUCUCUAUUGAAGGAUCGCAAACAAGUGGAGAGUCACUGAAAUUGGAAAUGGCUCAAGAGGGAUUCAGCGCAGUUUAUGUGCCUGAGGGAAUUCAGAUGGCUAUUGUUGGUGCUUAUCAGUGGAAAGGAGGCUACCUCCAAUACUCAAUGUCGACCGGCCACAAGACGAGCUCCUAUGACCCUAAUUUAGAGGCUGACAGCUAUCUGGGUUACUCGAUGGCAGUCGCUAGAACGAAGCAAGGCACAUUAACAAUUAUUGGUGCUCCAAGAUAUCAACACCGAGGAGUUGUGAUGACAGUUUUCCAAAACAGGCAUCAAAAAAAGAUUGAUCCCUUUCCAUGGCAGUUUCAGAGUGGUGAAUAUUUUGGAGCCGUUGUUUGUGCGAUGGAUGUGGAUCUUGACUCCUACACUGACCUAAUCCUCAUCUCUGCCCCCAUGUUCAUUGACAAUGACAGAGAGGGAAGAGUUUACGUUUGCACUUUAACGUCUUUGGAUGUGGAGUGUCACUUAGAUUCUCCGUCAGCACUGAGAGGAGAUGCAUCUGACAGUGGAAGGUUUGGGUCUUCACUCGCUGUACUGCCUGACCUCAACACAGACGGCCUCAGUGAGUUGGCAGUUGGAGCGCCUUUGGAGAACAACGGUCAAGGCAGCAUCUACAUAUUCCACGGCGAAGGAGGAGGAAAAAUAAAUUCUGCUUACUCACAGAGAAUUGCUGGCUCUGAAGUGCGGUCGGGACUGAAGUUCUUCGGCUUGUCGAUCAGUCAGUCGUCUUUUGACCAAAGUAAGGACUUUCUGCCGGACUUGGCGGUGGGUUCAAAGGGCGCAGUUGUCUUACUUAGAUCAAAGCCUAUAGUAAUGGUAGAAGCUACAGUGUCGUUCAGCCCAAAACAAAUCUCCACUCAAAACUCAGACUGCUCAAAACCUUUGAAAAACACAGCGAACAUCUGCUUCAUCAUGACCAGACACUCGAUAGUAGAAAAAGCUGAAGCAAGGAUUAGCUAUAAUCUAACGCUGGACGCCACCCGCAAAGUCCCAAACAACCGGGCCUACAUUAUUGCGAAACAACGAGAGAUGAAAGGAACAGUUAAUAUUGCCUUACAGCAGCUUAGAUGCGUCACUGUGACGUACUUUGUCGAGGCUUGUCCAGAAGAUGUUCUAAAUCCACUUUACAAUGAACUCAGAUUCACAUUUGAAGGUUUACAUGUCGACCAAAAUCCAAGUCCAAGUCUCGCCCAGCAGGCGCAGACAACAAGCUUUCAUCCUUUAGGGUUCGAGAUCAAUUGCGGCUUGGACAAUAAAUGUGUUGACAACCUGAAAGUGGAUUUCAACUUCACCAGAUCCUUAGAGGUUAAAGUGGGCAUUGAUGAACUGUUGGAUGUCACCGUCUCAUUGGAGAACAGUGAGGAAAACUCUUACAGCAGCCAUGUCAUUCUCACAUAUCCAGUCGGACUCUCAUACAGGAAGUUUACAAUUCUACAGGGAAGAAUUGAGUGCAACUCCUGGGACAGUGAAGAUGGCGUAACGAGAGGAAAGACAGACUGCACUGUUAACAAGCCUAUUUUGAAGAGCCACACUAAGGCUUUCUUCAUUGUCUCCUAUGGGAUCGAAACUAAUAGUAAACUUGACAGGAGGAUUUUUGUCUCUGCAAAUGCGACUAGUGGGAAUGAGGAGCACUCCAGCUCAAGUGAACUCUACAAAAUCCAAAGGAUUGAUGUGAAGUACAGCAUUUUUGCUACGAUUGAAAGUUCCCUCAGCUACAGCAAUUUCUCAUUCGGCAAGAAUGAUCUGCACAAACCAGUCCAACAAUCAAUUACGGUUACAAAUGAUAUCAGAGCUCUGAAUUUCACUGUGGCGAUCAGGGUGCCUGUGAAGCUCGGUGAUAAGGACAUCUGGGUGGAUUCCAGCCGUUUGCAGAUUCCAGACUGCCAAAGAGCCAAUGAUGAAGAACCCAAUGUCACCAAUUUUAUUGCCAAGAUACAGAAAGAUAAGUUAGUGGACUGUUCUGUAGCCAGGUGCACCGUUUUCAAAUGCAUUAGGUUCAUGGGAAGACUGGAGAGUAAAAAGUACAAAAUCUCUGCCAACCUAAGUUCUGGAUGGAUAGAACAGAUUGGACUUCAAUCUGCCAAAUUCCUCUUGACAAGCACAGCCAGUCUGGAGUACGACAGAAAACAGUACAUCUUUUUUUCAACGGGUUCUAAUAACAACCCUCCUGUUCGCAAGAUUGAGACAGAGGUAGAAGUGUAUCUUGAACCAGACUUCACCAAAGAGAUUGUCGGAGGAAUCCUGGGAGGGUUGGCUCUCCUGGCUUUGCUCACUGCUGGCCUGUAUAAGGCUGGAUUUUUCAAGAGUAAAUACAAGGAAAUGAUUAAAGAUGAUGCGGCAGAUCUGGGGGUUGAUGACGGCGCACCCACACCAGAAUAACAAAAACACAAUCUGCACAUGUUUCACAGAUAGCAGCUUUUUUCCAAAUCAAAUGUAUUCAUAGUAUUAGCCUGCUGAUUGCAGCUGACCACAACACAACAAAACCGUUUCAACAUCUACAGUGGCGCCUCCGUCAACUCUGAUUACGUCAUCUGUACCAUUACUUAGAGCUCUAGCCUUCUCAUAAUAUUUUUGCAAUUUUCAGGAAUCUACAUUUUUAAGGAAGAAGACUAUACUUUCGAUUGAUCAAACUAGAAAGCUUAGCUGUGUUUGAUAUUUAAUAUCCAUUGUUGGUGUACAAUGAAACGUUUCUGCUUUUAUAUUUGCAAGCUAUGCAUGUUCAUUUGUGUGAAUUCUGGUUUCACACAUUGUUUUGUAAACCUAUUGUAAGAGCCAUUUUGUGUAUUUGUUUAUGUUGGACCUCCCACCACUGGGGGGCGCAAGGCCGACUGCUACUGCCGUCAGCCCUAUAUAAUUAGCAGAGUAUUGGGGACAGCUGGUGCACGUUUUGAAGGAAGCAAACCGUCUUGUGUGACUGAGGCUGUGCCAGAGAGGCAAAUGUUUAUGGUUUAUUUUAUGAUUUAAUAUAUGCAAGUAAGUUUUGACAAUGAGAUGAUUUUUGGUUUUUUGGUAAUAAUAAAUAUGAUGGACCUCACAA